Molecule: messenger RNA, 744 nt
Organism: Dendrobium catenatum
Lineage: Eukaryota; Viridiplantae; Streptophyta; Magnoliopsida; Asparagales; Orchidaceae
Product: calmodulin-like protein 11
Exons: 4
Coding region: 113-559 (148 amino acids)
Molecular function (GO): enzyme regulator activity; calcium ion binding
Source: RefSeq, a predicted model, not a curated record
CCUCAGGUUUUCCCUGCUCCUCCCAUCAAGUUGGCUCUUUUCUUUCCUAGAAGCCUUUUGCUUUGUUUCUCUCUUUCUCUUCCCAACCUCUUCUGUUUGCCUUACCAACUCCAUGGAUCUCCUAACUGAAGAGCAGAUCUCUGAGUUCCAGGAGGCCUUCUGCCUCUUUGACAAGGAUGGAAAUGGGUGCAUCACCCUUGAAGAGCUCGCCACUGUCAUCCAAUCAUUGGGCCAAAAUCCAACUGAAGAAGAACUGCAGGAUAUGAUCACUGAAGUUGAUGUUAAUGGGAAUGGCACCAUUGAAUUUGGAGAGUUCUUGAGCCUAAUGGCCAGAAAAUUUAAGGAAACUGAUGCUGAAGAAGAGUUGAAGGAAGCCUUCAAGGUUUUUGAUAGGGAUCAGAAUGGCUACAUCUCAGCUAGUGAGCUGAGGAAUGUAAUGAUCAGCCUUGGAGAGAAAUUGACUGAUGAAGAAGUGGAUCAGAUGAUCAGAGAGGCUGAUAUGGAUGGUGAUGGCCAAGUAAACUAUGAGGAGUUUGUUCGAAUGAUGAUGGCCGUCUGAUUCGAUCGAUCAAUUCGAUAUUUGAUGUUUGUUUUGAUAGAUCUCAUAUUCAAAUUUGUUUUAAACAUGUAUGGAUUAAUUCCAUCAGAAUCAUUUGUUCUUAUUUUGUGGAGAUAUCUGGAUUUUGUUGGUGCUGUUAGUAUUUUCAUGUUAAAGUAAUGUAUUGUGUUUAAUCUGUGCAAUAA